Molecule: messenger RNA, 4350 nt
Organism: Physcomitrium patens
Lineage: Eukaryota; Viridiplantae; Streptophyta; Bryopsida; Funariales; Funariaceae
Source: RefSeq, a predicted model, not a curated record
AAUGGACGGAGGGACGACGGACGACGACGAUUUCUUACUCGGUGGGGACCGACAACUUCGACGCCGAGCCUAGACAGACACGAUGCCGAAGUAACCCAAUUCGAGAUCUCUCCUGCACCUCGGCCACCUUUCCUGACCAAUUCCAUACUCAUCUGUUGCGUCGCACAAUCACUAGGCUACUGUGCUGGUGAUUGUUACUCUUCGCCAUCGCUAAGGGUUCAUCACCCAUGACGACCUCUUUUUUUCAUCGGUGCUGCCGUCGCUCGGCUCUAGAAUUUGAGACUCGAUAGACUGAGAUUGCGGGGUAGAGUUCUUGUGAGGAGAUUGGCGUUGGUGAAUCUGCACUUCGUCGGCACAUUCAGACACAAAUUUGCUAAGUGGGUGUCUUCUGAGUUGGGUACCACACCAGUUCAGAUCUUCGCAGAUCGAGAGCUGAGAUUGGAUGGUGGAGGUGCGUGUGUGUGUGGCGAGGGAGGGUGGAAUCCACGACGGAGCUGCUGGUAGUGGCCCAUCUACGGAGGUGAUGGGAAUGAGACCUUGUUCGGUUCUGAAAGGGGUUGUUGCAUGCUCGAAGAAAGUUGUCAGCAGAGGCACUCAUGGAGCCGCAAAUCAUGCCAUCCCUGCCCUUUUUCGGCAAAAAAAAUACAUCCACCUGUAAUUGCUCUGAGGUCUCAAUGAGAACUAUCGUCAGCAUGGGUCGCGGUGUUUACUGGCGAGUGGUAAAGAGGAUGAGUCAAGCUGGACACUUAGUGUUUAUUUCCAAUCACCAGCGCUGUGCUGCUUGGAUUUGAGCCUCGUCUACAUGACACCUUCAUUCAAAAUCCUGGUGUCGACGACGCUUCAAAAACAUACUGGAGAAGGGUGCGACAAUGCCUACAGUGAUGAGUACAUUAUCAAUGUCUUUUGUCUGUAAGAUGACGAGGCCCGUAGAUGGUACACUUUGACAACGUAGUGGCGCCAAGACUGACAGGCUGCAUGGCUGAGUCUGAGAAGCAAAUCUGAUGGCAGGCCAUUUACAACAUAAUCUGCAAUGCAGUAAAUCUACAAUUUGUAUUCUUAGUAAAUUACGAAUCAGCGAGCCAGACACACGAGUUAAUCAAUGCUGCGGCCUUUCCUCUUCAACGCAAUUGACUGGCAGCAAGCUCCUGUUGUGAACGAAGUUGUUAGUAAGAGUGCAAGUCGCUGGAGGCGGUUGGGCUUUUUCGAGCUUUUAGCCCGUUCCGAGCGCUCGAACAAUCGGGUCGUUGGGGGAUGAUGGUAUCUCUGGAACACAUGUGCCAGCAGGUCAUGUUCUGCUGGUGAUGAUGCCACAAAAAGAGGGUUAUCAUGCAAUUUCUGGUGGUAUCUGGGUGGUGUUUAGUGAAGCUCUAGUGCUUCGUUGUAUUUCUCUCGGCAGCCUGAUUCUCUCCCGUGAUAAGCACCUCCGGCGUUGUUUUUGUCUCUAGUCUCUCGCCGCUUUCGUGACUUUGAGGACAGCAUCUGGACCUGUAAGGAGUUUUGUUGAGUGCUCGGAGGUGGACGGUGGACCACUAGGGGCGGGACGUGACUCGUGUGGCGGACUCUUCCUUAUCGGCAUUCAGUGAGGAGAAAAUCAGUGUUGUAGCAUUUCAUGUCGCUGGACCUUUAUUGAACAGUGUCGUGAGAGGGGCGGCGUUAUUCUCUUUAGCAAUGGUGAGAGUUAAGACGUUGUGUGUGUGGUCAUGAAUAGUUUGGGCCAAUGCACGUCGUGACUGCAAGCAAGGCGACAAUCGCCAGCCAUCUACCGUGACUCGAUAGGAAUUACGGAGCAUGCCUUGGCUUGAAGAUCCCAGCCUCUUGCGAGAUGGGAGUGAAGUCCUGAGUGAGGUGGAAGAAGAGUCCCCACAUUUCCUGAAACUCGUCAUGGCUAAGAAUUUUACAGAUGCUCUUUGAUCGAACCAGCCCUAGAUUGUUGGCGCCAUGAUACACGGCUGCCAGCUAUCAUGCAGUGAGUUGAAUUUGUUUGGCGGUUCAGCGUGAGCGUGGGUGAUACGGCUUACUUCUAUCAAUAAGACUACGCCCGCAAUGAAUGCAAGUUGAUUCUCAGUAGUAACUUUAAUCUGUCUUGCAUUCUUCAUGUUGCGGGAGAUGAUUGAGAGGCGACUCCGUGUUAACUCCACCUGAGCCACACUUGGCAUCGACAUGAAAACGCCUUGAAUGCUCCGGGAAAUGUGCACAAUGCCGGGAAGGCUGCGUGGAAGAUUACUCUUCUUCUCAAUUAUGGUUUUCAGCCUCCACCAUUGGCAAGUCUCGGCCACGCCCUCAGAAGCGGCCGUAUUGGCACAGCUCAAGAACAUGUGGAGGGCAGCGCCUAGUGUUGUCAAACUCUGGGUCGACGCUGUUGACGCGUGCCAUGGACCGUGGCCGGGUGUUGGAUGCGCUUUGACUGACAAUCCCACAAUUCAAGCUCCAUGUUUCAUACUAAACGUGAACUGCACUGUGGUCAGCCUAAAAAUUCCUAACGGCAACUUAACAGGGGAGAUACCUCUGAUUCUUGCCGGACUGUCCAGCCUUCAGCACUUGGAUCUCCGCGGGAAUUUAUUGAAAGGAAGAGUGCCGCCGGAACUGCUCGACAGCUUUCCAAGUCUUUCAUUUCUAGAUUUAUCGUUGAACUACUUCACCGGAACAAUUCCCCAGGCACAGAAUGCAACGUUCGAGUAUGACACAUGGACGAAAAACUGUUUCUCCUCAGAUAAUUCCUGCGAGCUUGCACCGCAGAUGCGACCCAUAGCAGAUUGCCGACGAGAGACUUCGCUACAGCUUCAACCUUGUGAUUCAUGGACUCGAAAGCACCUUCUCCUGCUGAUUGUAAUCGUCCUCAUCUGCCCUCUCACAGUGAUAGCAAUACUCUCCGCUAUAGCCAUCUAUUACUGGAGGUCCCGAUCGCAGCAAGCUGCCCACUUCUGGCAAAACAGAUCUCCCUUGAGGGCACCAGACGUGGAAGCGACACCCCAACGCAGCGUGUGUAAGCAGUUCACACACCAAGAGUUACACACUGCAACAAACAGUUUCCACCACAACUGCCUACUGGGAGCUGGCACUACAGGCAUUGUUUAUCGAGGGAAGCUGGACGAUGGGACUAAUGUGGCAGUUAAGCAGCUUGAUACUCGAAAUUCCGGAAUGCUGAUCAACGACGAAUUCUGGAACGAGGUUAAGGUGCGGGGAGCCAUCCGACACCCUAAUGUGGUUACGUUGCGUGGCUUUUCUAAAGGGUUGGGGGGCUGCGACCCAAUGCUUGUCUGCGAGUACAUGCCCAAUGGCUCCGUUCUCGAUGCCCUUCUCAGCGACAGUACACCCUUGCGAUGGCCUCGGAGAUACAGCAUCGCCCAUGGAGCAGCAGUUGGGUUGGAAUAUCUUCACGAGCAUUGCAGGCCGCCAAUUAUCCACGGCAACCUGAAACCUAGCAACAUUCUGCUGGAUCGAGAUUUCACGGCGCGAGUUGGACAUUUUGGAUCUGUGAGGGUGGCUAAAGUCUCCCAACGAGCUGUAGUGACAACCUUGGGGUUCGUGGAUCCGGAGUACGGAGUAACAGGCAAACUGACGGAGAAGAGUGACGUCUUCAGCUACGGCAUGCUAUUGCUGGUUCUUGUUAGUGGGCGACGAAUGCUGGAGUCUCACCCGUCAGGAAAACCGCAGUUGCUUACAUGGAUGCAACUGCUGGCGAAAGCAGAGCUUGCCGAGCUCAUCGAUCCACGUCUGGAAGGCAACUUCGACAAACACGAAGUAAGCUUGUGUGCGCAGAUUGUGCUGCUAUGCACUCGGAUUCAACCUGAGUUGCGGCCCUCCAUGUCGGAGGUGAGACGCAUUCUGGAAGGAACCAUGCCAGUGCCCAUCUCCGGGAGCUUGGACACCCCAGUGUCGUCCUCCCACACAAGCUUUGUUUCCAUGAGCCACUUCUCAGGGAGCUACUACGGCUCUAGUGAUUGCCUUUAAGCAAGUGGGCAUUCAGCUCCACAUCUCAAGGUACCAUUUUGAUGCAAGAUGCAACUUAUCAACCUCAAAAGAGUGAAGCCAGGUGAAUUCAGCAUUAGCGGCCAGCUUCCAUUCUUCCGCAAAAUGGCAGAGCUUCCUUUAUGUACAUGGAACUUGGUCGUAGGCAUUAACUUCGUCGUCCCCUACACGUGGUUAGACUUGAGUCAGCUGCGGUAGAUUCAUUCCAUUCCAUGUGUUUUAGACGAUUUCUAUCAAAAGUGAUCGGUCGUCGACAAUCAUCGAUCAUAGAUUAUGGCGCAUUUCAAAAGCCAGGAUGUCAGCGAUCGAGGAAACAAUCUAAUUUGAUUGCUUCGGAUGAAACUCUCAUACCCCAUCUAUUCUCCCUUAAAAAGAACAGGA